This is a messenger RNA of Amaranthus tricolor (Joseph's coat), 333 nucleotides long. RefSeq lists its product as uncharacterized. NCBI's taxonomy places the organism in Eukaryota, Viridiplantae, Streptophyta, Magnoliopsida, Caryophyllales, Amaranthaceae. The coding region runs from base 1 to 333 and encodes 110 amino acids. The transcript has 3 exons. The record is from RefSeq and is a predicted model, not a curated record.
AUGAGGUUUGGGAAGAAGGGUAAGCUUAGUCCAAGAUUUAUUAGACCUUACGAGAUCCUUGAGUUCAUAGGCGAGGUAGCGUAUCGACUUGCGUUACUUGUAUUUAUUGACCGAGUGCAUGGCGCGUUUCACCCCAAACAGUUAACCUUGGAUGACACCUUGCAGUAUGAGGAGACCCCCAUUCAGAUUUUGGAUAGGAAAAUGGUUGAUACAUGUCGGGGUAGUGUAGCGCUCGUGAAGGUGUUAUGGUCUAAUCACGUCACCGAAGAAGCCACGUGGGAAGCAGAAGAUGCCAUGAAACGCGAUUAUCCCUGGUUGUUUACGCAGUCUUAA